AUGGAUCAGGCCAUCUACAUCUCCUCAUCUAGUGAAGAUGGAUUUAAUGAUGAUCCACCUCUCUUCGAUGAAGGCGACAAUUUCCAGGAACAGCUACCGGACGAAGAGCGGUUUGCUGCUUACUUCGACAGAGAGACUCCUGAAGAGUUGUUUCCAGACAGGUUUCCCAAAAGGCAAAGGAUCCAUGGCCCCGGGGACGUCGCUCUCGACCAAAUGCUUUCAAGUCCGCUUGCAUUCCGGGGCCCUGAUUCUCCGCAGUCUUCAAUGGCAGCGGCAGCUGAUGGUGCCAAUACACUCUUCUUGCAGAUUUUAGAGAUAUUUCCUGGCAUCAGCCACACCUACGUUAACGAUCUGAUAGCCCAAAAAACCGUGGCAUUUCGGCUCGGCGCGGAUCUCAAAGCACGUGGUUUUCAACUGGCGAUAUUAAGAGAUAGCAUCUAUGAGGAGAUCCUCGGUCAGAAAUCGUAUCCUAAACAAGACAGUGAGAACGGCAAAAGGAAAAGGGAAGAGUCUGAAGAGGCCGACAUUAGCUGGGAACGUACUUUACAAAACGCAACAAACAGUCCCGAAUACUUCGAGGCAGCGUCUGCUUUCCUGGGACCCGAAUUUCCAUGGGUGCCGAUGAGUCACAUUAAGAAAGUCCUCAUUGAUAAGGGACGCCUUUAUCACGCAUUCGUAGCUCUUUACUCUGACGAUAACCUUCUUGAGCAACGGAAGUAUCAAUAUGUGAGGUUGAAAAGUCAGAGAAGUACGAACUCUCCCAAAAAGUACACCCCUCUUCGUGACACUCUUAUACGUGAGAUCAACGCAGCGAGAAAACAUGUAGAAGAACUGCAGAUCACUUUGCGCAAAAAGAAGGAAGAAGAGGAGGCGGAAAAGGCGAACGAGGAGGAACACAUUCGGACAGGCAGUCUCAUUGAGUGCCAUUGCUGUUACGCCGAUGUCCCGUCAAAUCGAUGUAUUCCGUGCGAUGGAGACGACCUUCACUUCUUUUGUUUCACGUGUAUUCGCAGAUCGGCCGACAACCAAAUUGGUAUGAUGAAAUACAUACUACAAUGCUUCGACGUCAGCGGUUGUCAAGCUUCGUUCAAUCGUCAGCAACUCAGGGAAAUCUUAGGCCCAGUAGUCAUGGACAAACUGGAUUCCCUACAACAAGAAGACGAGAUCCGAAAGGCAGGCCUUGAGGGGCUUGAGGAUUGCCCUUUUUGUUCCUACAAGGCCGUCUUGCCGCCUGUGGAAGAAGACAGGGAAUUCCGCUGCGAGAACUCUCAAUGCAAAGUGGUUAGCUGUCGUUUGUGCAAAGAGAAAAGCCACAUCCCCCAAACUUGCGAAGAAUAUCGAAAGGACAAGGGGCUCUCUGAAAGACACCAGGUAGAAGAGGCCAUGAGCAAUGCUCUAAUACGAAAAUGCCCCAAAUGCCGGCUCAAGAUUAUCAAAGAGUAUGGAUGCAAUAAGAUGCAAUGUACGAAGUGCCAUACUCUCAUGUGCUAUGUGUGCCAGAAGGAUAUCACGAAAGAGGGCUAUGCCCAUUUCGGACGCGGCGGAUGUCCCCAGGACGAUAUACAUACGCAAGACCGUGAUGACAGAGAGAUUCAGAGAGCUGAGCGGGCUGCUAUCGAUAAGAUUCUAGCAGAGAAUCCGGAUAUAUCCGAGGAGCAGAUUCGAGUGGGCCAUGAGAAAACAAAUGCUCAAACUCGCGGAGUUCGUAGAGACCCGCGGCUGCAACCAGCAAUUCAAAUGCGGGAUGCUAUGAGAGUUAUGAGGGCGGACAUGGGGGGUUUCUACCCUCAACAGCACCAGCAUGCUAAUACAGCUGCGCAAAGACAACUCCCCGUCUACCCUCCGCCAGCUUACAAUGUACCAUACCCUAUGGACUAUGGCACUAUGUUCAACCCACCUUUCCCUGGCUUUAAUGUCCUUCAAAGGGGUCUCCAGCCGGGCAACCUCCCAGCUCAGCCUGCGGUUAUGCAGCCCAUGGUAGUGGGCUUGGCCAACCCUCCUGCAAACUUUCACCCACAGGACAUUCAGAAUAUCACCGCGUUUCCCCCUCAGCAAAGUCUACCUCGGAAUCAAAACGCAGCUUAUCGCGGUGUCGGUUUCGGACCCUUUUGA
Molecule: messenger RNA, 2112 nt
Organism: Aspergillus nidulans FGSC A4
Lineage: Eukaryota; Fungi; Ascomycota; Eurotiomycetes; Eurotiales; Aspergillaceae
Product: E3 ubiquitin-protein ligase RNF216
Exons: 3
Coding region: 1-2112 (703 amino acids)
Molecular function (GO): zinc ion binding
Source: RefSeq, a predicted model, not a curated record